Molecule: messenger RNA, 1082 nt
Organism: Prorocentrum cordatum
Lineage: Eukaryota; Dinophyceae; Prorocentrales; Prorocentraceae
Source: the annotation of a GenBank genome assembly
AGCACGUUCCAGGGCCAUUUGUCGUCACCCCUUGAUUGCAUUCUCCUGAGUGGAACAGCCUCUUACCCCAUCUCCUUCCCCACAUCUCCCAGCUAUGGAGGGGUGGUCGCUGAAGCGAGGCGCUCCGGCGGGGGGCUCUGGCUGCCAAGAAGAUCGCGGCGGGCACCGAGGAGCUGCUCGCCCAGAUUCUCAAACUCGUAGCUGCCCUCACGCUGAAGAACAGCCUCGAGAUUCGCGAGCUCCAGGCGGCAACUUUCGUGAUGGUGUUCUGCCAGACAGACAACUCGUACAUUGCAGAGGCCCGGCCCACGAGCAAGCAGUACGCUGACGCUUGCAAGGCUGCGGCCGAGGGCAAGGGCUCGAAACCUUCGGGUGAGCCCCAUGUGCAUGUCUGGGCUAAUCUCACAGCCAUGGCGGCAACAGAUGAGCAUUUGACAAAGGAAGAGCGGAAUUUGAUCACCAAUCACCGAGCUGCUGCAGCGGAUCCAGAUGCCCUGGUCCAUGUGGUGCACGUGUGCAAGGUGCGCAAAGCAUUCCGGGACUCCAAUAAGAAGCUCUUUCUUGCCACGGCUCCAGAGGCCAAGCAGCUGACCAACAUCAUGGUCAAAGCUAUCUGCGCUGCCGGCGGGGUGCAGAAGUACGGCCAGGCGCCGCGCUCGGGAGGCGAGCGCAAGCUCCAGACUUUACUGGAUGAGCUUCGCAAGAUCGUCCCCGACGAUGCCGACAGGGACUGCAAGAUGUGAGGUAGCGCGUCGUGCCGGCUUCCCGUCUCCCUCUUCCUCUUCCCCUCCCCUCCCCCCCCGCCCUCCUCUCUCCUUCCCCCGUGAUCAGUGUAUUUACUGUCAUCUUAUGUGCCUCCGGGGAUUUGGGGCACCAACAGACUCGCGGCGAGUCCCUCGGCGCCCUGUGCCCGCCGUUCCGUCUCCUGGCGGGGCGUGCCCAGGACCCGCCGUGAGGGCAUCCGCCCGUUCGCUUUCGUGGGGCGAGGGCUCACACGACCGGUUCCAGAAGCGCGCCUGCACGGUGCGCGGUGCUCUGCUCGGGACUAUUGUUUCCCUCACGCAGUGGUCAGUCAGUCAGUC